Theobroma umbraticum is the source of this 1875-nucleotide messenger RNA. NCBI's taxonomy places the organism in Eukaryota, Viridiplantae, Streptophyta, Magnoliopsida, Malvales, Malvaceae. The record is from RefSeq and is a predicted model, not a curated record.
UUCAUAUGCACAAAAUCAGGUUCAGAAAUGAAGUCUCCUCACCUUUCAAUGUUGCCGCUUCUUUUUGCUGCUUUCUUCUCAUUGUCAGGGCCAACUUCGGCUCAAACUCAUGAGAAUUUUCUUCAUUGCCUUUCUCUUCGUUCCAAUGACUCUUCUUCCAUUUCUAAAGUAAUUUACACACAAAACAAUUCUUCAUAUACAUCUGUUUUGGAGUCUACUGCACUAAACCUUAGGUUCUCCACACCAGAUACCAACAAACCUUUGGUCAUUGUAACACCAUUGCAUAUUUCCCAUAUUCAAGCAACAAUUCAUUGCUCAAGGAAUCAUGGGCUCCAAAUUAGAACAAGAAGUGGAGGUCAUGAUUUUGAAGGUAUUUCUUAUGUUGCUGAAGUUUCAUUUAUUAUUGUCGACUUGGUUAAUUUUCGAUCAGUCGAUGUUGAUGUAAAAAAUGAAGUUGCAUGGGUUCAAUCUGGUGCGAUUCUUGGUGAACUUUAUUACACGAUUGCCGAAAAAAGUAAAACUCUUGCCUUUCCAGCUGGAACUUGUCACACUGUAGGUACCGGUGGAUAUUUUACCGGAGGAGGUUAUGGCUUAUUGUUUCGAAAGUAUGGUCUUGCUGUUGAUAACAUAAUUGAUGCUCAAUUCAUUGAUGUUAAUGGAAGAAUUCUUGACAGAAAAGCCAUGGGAGAAGAUUUGUUUUGGGCCAUUCGAGGAGGUGGAGGGGGUAGCUUUGGAAUUGUCCUUGCAUGGAAAUUAACGUUGGUUCAUGUUCCAGCGACUGUGACUGCGUUCUCCAUUAGCAAGACCUUAGAACAAAAUGCAAUCAAACUUCUUCACCGUUGGCAAUAUGUUGCACAUGAUCUUCCUAAUGAAAUGUACUCCUCGGCUACUUUAAGUAGGGUGAAUUCUAGUCAAGAUGGGAGGCAAACAACUCAAGUUUCCUUUAGUUCACUCUUUCUUGGUGGCAUUGAUGAGCUUGUUCCCUUAAUGCAAGAGAGAUUUCCUGAGCUCGGACUAACAACGGGAGAUUGCAUUGAGAUGAGUUGGAUUGAAUCCAUUCUUUACUUUGGCCAACUUCAAAAUGAAUCCUUGGAUAUUUUGCUGGAUAGGAGUUUCAAAACUCCUCUUGUCCUCCCAUCCUAUAAAGGUAAAUCUGACUAUGUGAAAGAACCUAUCCCUGAAAUUGCAUUGAAGGGUUUGUGGUCAAGACUUUCUGAGGCAGAAGCAGAAUCUGUUGUUGUUGGUUUUUUUGCUUAUGGAGGAAUAAUGGAUGAGAUUCCAGAGACUGCAACUCCAUUUCCACAUAGAGCUGGUAACUUGUACAAGAUCUUAUAUAACGUAGGUUGGCAAGAAGAAGACAACAUAAACUCUGAAAGGUACAUAAGGUUGGCUAGAGGACUUUAUAGUUAUAUGAGCUCUUUUGUUUCAAAAUCUCCUCGUGAAGCAUAUGUCAAUUAUAGAGAUCUUGACAUUGGAACCAACAAUAGAGGUAAUACAAGUUAUGCACAAGCAAGUAUUUGGGGUCGAAAAUAUUUCAAGAAUAACUUUGAUAGAUUGGUGCAUGUGAAGACAAUGAUUGAUCCAGAGAAUUUCUUCAGACAUGAACAAAGCAUCCCUCCUCUUUUUUCUUCGCAUAAGCCAAGAGCUCAUUAGUAUAAGCUUGGCAAUAACACUUUUAGAAAAAGACAAUAAAAUAUUUCAUUAAAAAUAAUUGUAUUGUAAAAUAAAGAAUUUCUGAGUUUCUUCAAUGGCAUUUCUGGCAUACGCCUAGCCUGAUUAAUUUAUAAUGUAUCAAUGAGUAGCUGAUCUUUGUAACAAGUUGGAGUAUGUUUUCUUUGUAAUAAAUUUGAGUAAAUUAUUCAUUUGAUCAUUUUA